AAGCGGGCGAUGUAAGAGCCGGCAUUUCUUGUUAAUAUAAUACCGUUCAGUAUCAACACUGUGUACAGCUACAGCUGAAAUGAAAACUAAACAUGUCAUAAUCUGCGGCGAAUACAAACCGUGCUCAUUUGCAAAAAAUUUUGUGAACUCUUUUCCUUGUUUAUACCCGUCAGAAAUGCUCCAAUGUGAUAAUUCAUACACGGCGAAAACCACAUUUUCUCACUAACGCUCGCAACAACAGACAAGAGACCAGAGGCCAGACCCAAGAGAAUAACAGAGGAAAGCAGCUGUAGCGGGAAACGAGUGAAGUGAAGUAAAACAAGUUUUCGAUGGAGAAAUCAUGAGGAGAAAUGUAUGUCAAAAUUACAGUCAGUCGCUCUGAAAACGUCUUUGUGUUUGGACAAAUAAUUGUAGAUUUCUCGGUGAAAUAUUUUCAACGCGUUGCUGUGUUUUCUCGUUGUACACACACGUUCAACUUAAGUUUGAUUUAAUUAAUUGAUUGCAAACAAAGUGAGUGCGGAUGGAAAGACUACCAGCAGUGGAAUUGUGAUUAAAAUUUAGCAAACAAUAAUUAACGUGGAAUGCAUAUAAAGUAAAUUCGCUAUUAGGUUGUUGCUAAUUAAAUGUGCAAAUUGUAUGGUAAAGUUGAGAAAUAUGUUAGUGAAAAUACAUAAGUUAUAAAGGUCUUUGGUGAAGUUUAUCAUAAUAAAUUUCUUAAAUAUUUGCGAACGGUGAUUUAGUGAAGUGGUUGGUGUGUGAUUAUCGCUAAAAAAAGAGGCAUAAAGAGCAUAAAAGUUUGACAACGGGCCAAAAACAACCAUCAACGAAUUCUCAGCAGAAAAUAAACAAAACAAACGAUUAUUGAUAUUGAAGAAAAUACCAAAAUUACUGUUCAUAUAAAAAACCAUAAGAUCCAUUUCAACAAAGACAAAUAAACAACAACAAUAGCGCUUCCAACGAAACAAAUUGCGAAAGUCGUAACCUCGCAUACCUUUAGUCCCUCAGAAAGCAGCUAGCGCACACCUGGACAUGGAACGGAGGAGCAAACAAAUAUCGAAAUAGACGAAGACCGUACCUAACGCUUGAAAGAAUAGCAGCGACAGCAAUAACAAAGGUCAAGAUCAAAUUUUAUACGCUCCCUUCUGUGAUCACGCCUCAGUACUUGUGUUUUAUUGACUGCCAAUGCAACUCUGCGCAUAAAUAUCAGCUGGCUUUUUCCAAUAACGACGCUUAAACGAAAAACUAACAACAACAAGAAGCUCUCCAUUAAGAAGCAACAUACUGCGCCCAGCACACGCACAAUGAAAAACGACGUCGUACGAUGGAGUUCAGCGGCAAUUGCACCGGGUGCCCGCGAGAGCACGUCCCACAAAAGCAAACCAUUUCCAACACUAACCGCUACCCGUGCGCACCCAAACGUCGUGACUGCGCAUGCGUCGUCCUAUAGUGGGCACCUUGAACUCCAAAAGCAACAACAAUAUUGUGAUACUAAUGCAAGUUUUCUUAAUGCAACAAAACCAGUAACAACAACAAAAACUAGUAGUUAUUUAAUAAUUCCAAGACAGCAUAGCAAACGUAAAUCCAACACGCUGAGUAGACAUUUUCAAUCACAACAACGGCAAAAACAAACAUACAAUACACAUCACCGCCGACAGCACGGAGUGAAAGCGCGGACAUUUGCUGCAUUGCAUUUAAAUAGGAUUUUAUUAAAUUGUGUGCAAUUGAAUGUGUUUUUAGUGUUUUUGUUGUGUACGUUGAAUGUCGGUUUCGUGAUUGUGCCGAACGUCAGUGCCGCCAUCGUAAGCAACGCGAGCGAUUUGCUUGUAGGCGGCGCGGUGAAUGCGCUCGAUGGCGGUGUGACGUACCAACUAGACUACGAGGAGAGUAACAGCGGGACAGACAAGGACAGCGCGACGGGGCAUUAUACCCACACCUGGGCGGUGCAUAUACCGAGCGGCGACGACGAUGUGGCCGAUCAAGUGGCCCGGGAUCAUGGUUUCGUCAAUAUGGGCAAGAUUUUCGAAAACCACUACCAUUUCGCUCAUCAUAAAGUCUCAAAGCGUUCACUAACACCCUCGCAGCCGCAUCAGACACGCCUUGACGAGGAUCACAGAGUGCAAUGGGCUAAGCAACAGCAGGCAAAAUCGCGUCAGAAACGUGACUACAUACGUAUGCGCCCGUCAAGGACAUCGUCACGUUCGCUCUCACAGGUGGAUACAGUUCCUCUAAAUGACCCAAAAUGGGCGCAAAUGUGGUAUCUGAAUCGCGGUGGCGGCUUGGAUAUGAAUGUUGUACCAGCCUGGCAGGCUGGCAUCACCGGCAAGGGUAUUGUGGUGACAAUACUUGAUGACGGUCUGGAAUCGGACCAUCCAGAUAUCGAGCACAACUAUGACCCUGAAGCGUCUUACGACGUCAACAGCCACGAUAACGAUCCAAUGCCACACUACGACAUGACUGAUUCAAAUCGUCAUGGUACGCGUUGCGCUGGUGAAGUGGCCGCCACCGCCAAUAACUCAAUCUGUGCGGUUGGUAUUGCAUUUGGUGCCAGUGUUGGCGGUGUCCGAAUGUUGGAUGGCGAUGUUACGGACGCCGUCGAGGCGCGCUCCCUAUCACUCAAUCCGAAUCACAUCGACAUUUAUAGCGCGUCGUGGGGGCCCGACGAUGAUGGUAAAACGGUUGAUGGUCCUGGCGAAUUGGCGCAGCGCGCCUUCAUUGAAGGUGUUACUAAAGGGCGUCAAGGCAAAGGUAGCAUAUUUAUUUGGGCUUCGGGUAAUGGCGGUCGUGAGUUCGACAAUUGUAAUUGUGACGGCUAUACAAACUCCAUUUGGACACUGUCAAUAUCUAGUGCCACCGAAGAGGGUCACGUACCCUGGUAUUCGGAGAAAUGCAGUUCCACAUUGGCGACCACGUACAGUAGUGGCGGACAGAGUGAGAAGCAGGUGGUGACGACAGACUUGCAUCAUUCGUGUACAGUAUCACAUACAGGUACCUCAGCAUCGGCGCCGCUGGCUGCCGGUAUAGCAGCGCUAGUGCUCGAAUCGAACACGAAUUUGACGUGGCGUGAUUUGCAACAUAUUGUGGUGCGUACUGCAAAGCCGGCAAACUUGCGUGAUCCAACCUGGUCGAGAAACGGCGUCGGUCGACGCAUUAGCCAUUCGUUCGGCUAUGGUCUCAUGGAUGCCGCAGCGAUGGUGCAAGUGGCACGUAAAUGGAAAACAGUGCCAGAACAACAACGCUGCGAAAUUAAUGCGCCACAUGUGGACAAAGUCAUUCCGCCCAGAAGUUAUAUCACAUUACAAUUAACUGUAAAACAUUGCUCAUCCGUCUAUUACCUGGAGCAUGUUCAAGCAAAAAUCACACUGACAUCACAACGUCGCGGGGACAUUCAGUUGAACCUCAAGUCACCAGCAGGCACCAAAGUUACUUUAUUAACAUCACGUAGUCAUGAUGUUUCUCGUUCUGGUUUUAAUCAAUGGCCCUUCAUGUCCGUCCAUACUUGGGGAGAGUCGCCGCAUGGCGAUUGGCAGUUAGAAAUACACAACGAGGGUCGCUAUAUGGCGCAAAUCACACAAUGGGACUUGAUUUUCUAUGGCACAGAAACACCCGCCCAACCGGAAGACGCGGUCCAUAUUAGUGAUGGUCUAUUUGGCAAUGAUAUGGCCCACAACGACAUCGAGUACGAUGCCAAUCUGCAAUGGCGAAAUAUGCAGCAGGUCGGUGAAUCGAGUGUGAUGUCCAAUGAUAAGACGAAUGCGUCGUGUCUGAAGGCGACAUCCGACCAAAGAUGUUUAGAAUGUACCACGUCCACAUAUUAUUACAAUGGCCACUGCUACGAACAAUGUCCCAUACACACCUACGCCAUCCUCAACGACAGCACGACGCCCAACGGAACGGCGACAAUAAGCGACAACAUCAUAUCCAAGACGAAUAUAUCCGACGACGAUGAAUUACAAUCGAUCGAUCGCAGACGAGAAGCUGUGCGCUUAUAUGCCGACACCAGUGAACCCUUGGAGCCGAUACAUUUGCGGCGCUGCGAUAAAUGUGACAACAGCUGUCAGCGCUGCUAUGGACCACUAAAUUCGCAAUGCAGCACCUGUCCGCCUGGCAGUCAAUUGCGUAAAAUACCUCGCACAAAUGAAACAUUUUGCUACAUCUUUGCCGAACGUAGUUCAGGUAAUAGACUCGAAGACGUCUUCAGUGCCAAAGUCGAAACGGUCGACAGCGUAGAGCAUGAUAAAGCUAUGAAUCCGACGAGCAUUGUAUAUCUUACGCUAAUCAUGGUGCCAACGUUGCUCAUCAUUCUCGUCAUUAUCUUGGUUUCGGCAGCACGCCGGAACAAUUUACGCAUACCGAUCUGGCGAAACCAUAGCACAACGAGAAAUGUAGUCACACUACCGAAUGUCAGCUAUGAUCGUGUAGCGCUGCUAACCGAAGGCGAAGAGGAUGGAGACGAAGCUGAUGAUGAAGAGGAGCAGGACAUACACGGCACAGUGCGCGUCUAUCAAGAUGAGCAGGCAUCUUGCGUUGGUGACGAAUCGACAAUCGAAAUUGAUUUGGCUUCGACAAUUAUUGAAGCCGUAGAGAUAAGCGACUCAGAGGUAGAACUUUUUGAUACAACGCAACAUAAUUAGCUAUAUCCAUUCUAAUGGAACAACUAUGUGCAAAGGUGGUGAUAUUGCCGCUUUUUCUUUAAUUUAAAUUUUAUUUCUCUGUAAGAAAUUAAGUAAUAUUUUUAUUUUAGGUAGGGUUUGUGGUAAUACUGGUAGAGUAGUUUUUCUUAAUAGUUGUCAAUGCGCUUUCAUCUACUAAUGAAAUUUAAAUACGAACAAAAGAUUACAAUAAAAGAUAAGAGUACGGUAUUCAAGAGCUCCUAAGUAAGACUCAUUUAAAACUUAUUUGAUAUGUAAAUAUCAUUUGAAUAAACAUUUCUAGAUAAUAAUUUAGACUACACUAUCUUUUCAUUACUGAAUUUGUAAAAUUGAUGUUGAAUACCGAGCUUCCAACCCCCUUUUUGGUUUGUAAUAUUUUAAGAUAAGCUUAGUAAUUACGGACAGAACAAGUAUUUGCAAAAUUGUUGGAACUAUUAAAAUACAUUUAUAAGAUUAGUAAUUU
This is a messenger RNA of Bactrocera oleae (olive fruit fly), 5112 nucleotides long. RefSeq names its product Furin 1 (gene Fur1). Gene Ontology annotation, cellular component: Golgi membrane; trans-Golgi network. NCBI's taxonomy places the organism in Eukaryota, Metazoa, Arthropoda, Insecta, Diptera, Tephritidae. Gene Ontology annotation, molecular function: serine-type endopeptidase activity. Gene Ontology annotation, biological process: peptide hormone processing. The record is from RefSeq and is a predicted model, not a curated record.